This is a messenger RNA of Lactuca sativa (garden lettuce), 4563 nucleotides long. RefSeq names its product disease resistance protein At4g27190. Gene Ontology annotation, molecular function: ATP hydrolysis activity; ADP binding. Lineage: Eukaryota; Viridiplantae; Streptophyta; Magnoliopsida; Asterales; Asteraceae. The record is from RefSeq and is a predicted model, not a curated record.
AUUCCUGCUUCCAAACUUGUUCUACCCGUCACUGUGCAUCAAGAUCCCAAAUCCAUAACCCACAGAAAUUGUGCCACAAUAUAUAUAGCCACCUUAAUACUACAAGAUAAUAGGACAUCCAUGAAAAAAAUGGACAAAUAUCACGUCUCUAUAAGCACUUUCAAGUUGUCAAAGGAGGUGGAAUAUCGAACACUGGUUUAAUCAGAAGUCCACUUCAUUUGGAACGUGAUCAACUUACCUCUAAAGGGGGAUUUAAAGAUAGUGCAAAUCUCAGUUCUCAAGAGAUGGUUGAUGUGGUAAUAGGUUGUGCUGCUAAUAUACUAGCUAAAAUUGGAGAAAAGCUUUUUGUUGAAACUGGCCGACACCUAAAGUACGUGCUUUACUAUAACAACUACAUUAAAAGUCUAAUGGAAGAAGUGGGCACGUUAAUGUCAAAAGCACAAGGUAUCCAACUAGAAGUUGAUGAAGCAAGAAGAAAUGGAGAAAAUAUUGCGCCUGAGGUUGAACAGUGGUUUUCAACUGUGGACAGAAUUUAUGAACAGUCUACUAGAAUUCUCGAAUAUGAAGUUCCAAAAAACAAGUGUAUCCUAAAUGGUCGGUUCCUAAGCAUCAAAAAACGAUACAUCUUAAGUAAGAAGGCAAAGAAGAUGACUGAGAAGGCUGAUGCUGCCAAAUUAAAAGCCGAAACGUUCUUUAAGAUGUCAUACCCAGCCCCUCCACUUGCAGUAGGAGACAGAUCUAUGGGAGAUUUUAAAAACUUUGAAUCAAGAGAACCCACCAUAAAUCAGUUGAUGCAUUUCUUAAAGGAUGACACAAGACAAAUUAUCAGUAUAUGCGGUAUGGGAGGAUCAGGAAAGACAACAAUGGUGAACGAAGUUGCAAGGCGUGUAAAAGGAGAUAAAUUGUUUGAUGAAAUCGUACUGGCAGUGGUGUCCAAAGAACAUGAUCUGAUGAAGGUUCAAGAAGAUCUCGCAAAAUGUUUGGGAUUAAAGUUCAAAUAUCCAAGAUUAGAAGGAAGAGCUGAUGAGUUAUGGAAACGGCUACUCCAAAGCAAGAAGGGGACUCUUGUGAUACUUGAUGAUGUAUGGAAACACAUUGAUUUGAAAAGUAUUGGAAUUCCAUUUGGAAAAGAAUAUAAGACUUGCAAAGUACUUUUGACUUCUCGAAGUGAAGAUGCAUGCAAAGCAAUCGGAUGCCAAGACAUUUUAAGACUUGACGUAUUAACACAAUCAGAAGCAUUUAGUCUUCUAGGAGAAAUGGUUGGUGAUUCUCUGAAUGAUCCUGAUCUGUGUGAAACUGCAUCUAAUGUUGCAAAAAGGUGUGGUGGUUUACCUAUUGCAAUAGUAUGCCUUGGUAGGGCACUAAAGGAUAAAAGGAAAGAAGUGUGGGAUGACACCCUUCUAAAACUACAGAGGUGUAUAGUACCAUCAAAUAUUGAAGGCAUGAAAGAAGAAGUUUAUCAAUCUCUGGAAGUAAGUUAUGAUCUUUUAGGGGAUGUGGAAGCUAAGAGACUCUUUCUCCUUUGUUGUCUGUAUCCAGAAUAUGCAAAUGUCCCACUUGAAGCAUUGGUACGAUGUGGGAUUGGGUUGGAUUUCUUUGAAGGCGUCCACUUAUUAAUAGAAGCAAGAAAUAGAGUAUAUGCACUAACUGAUAUGCUUAGACGUCGUUUUCUAUUGGUAAGUGGUGAUAGGAAGUCGACUGUGAAGGUACACAAUGUUGUACGUGCUGUGGGAAUAUCUGUGACUUCUAGAUUGGAAUCAAACACAGGACAAUUUAGUGGAAUGGUGAUACAUGAGGAUAAAUGGCCUAGAGGUAUGACAUACGGAAACUAUAAUGCCAUUUCAGUUGUAUCAAAUGAAUUAUCUGAGCUUCCUUCUCGUGGAUUGGAUUUCCGAAAACUUGAACUUAUUCAAGUUGCAUGUCCAAAACUCUCUGUAGAGAAAUUGAAUACCAUGUUUGAGAAGAUGGAGAAAGUAAGAGUUGUUGAGCUGUGGAAUAUGUCUCUAUUAUCAUUGUCAACAAUCCUCUUUUCAUUGCCAAGAGACAUUUAUGCUUUGUGUAUGGACUGCAAAAUGGAAAAUAUAGGAGAUAUUAUGACUGACGAGUUCUUGAAUCUUGAAAUACUGAGCUUUGGAAACUGUGAUAUUACAGAGUUGCCUAAGGAGAUACGGAAAUUAUCAAAGUUAAGGCUUCUUGACAUGAGUGGUUGCCGCUGGCUUGAAAGGAUUUCACCUGGUGUUAUCUCAAGCUUGUCUCAACUUGAAGAGCUAGAUACAGGAUCAAAAUGGUGGGGAGAUGAAGAAGAAGGAGAUGCAAGCCUUACUGAGUUAGAGUCCUUGACCAAUUUGAAAUAUUUAGGGAUUCGCAUUAAAUCAUCAAGGUUCCUACCUAAUUACAACCUCUUUGAAAACCUGCAAAGGUAUGUAAUUUCUGUAGGAGUUCAUCUUCAAAAAAGACGAUCCUUCAAUAACAGGAUGCUUUUGCUGAAUCUUGAGAGUACAGAUACACAUUUAGGUGGUGGUAUCGAGAAGUUGUUAACUAACAACACCGAGAAGGUGUUCUUGACUGGUGAUGGUAUCAAAGUUGCUCUAAAGGAACUAGAUACAGUUGGUUUUCAGCAAGUCAAGAACUUAACUGUUGAAUCUUGCAACAGUGAAGGAAUAGAGUAUCUUUCAAAUUACAGCAACACAUCAAAUGGUUCUGGUGUGUUUAAUAAUCUGGAAAAACUUCGUAUGGAUAAAAUAUGGCAUUUGAAGGGAAUUAUACGUUACAAUGGAAAAGGGCUACCAGUUAGAUCAUUUUCAAAGUUACGCAAGAUUCAUCUGUCAGUUUUACCCGAAAUGACCCAUCUGUUUACAUACGGAGUUGCAAAUAAUUUAGAGCAUCUCCAAAGGCUUCAUAUAGAAUAUUGUACCAAUAUGCAAGAAGUCAUUUUGAACCAGAGACCUUCAGCAUUGGAAAGUACCAUUGAAAAUAAGAUUGUUUUCCCAAAGUUAACCGAAUUAAUCUUGAACGACAUUGCAAGCCUCAUUUGUUUCUCCCAUGGAAUCAACCUGCAAGUUGAGUUUCCUCAGCUGAGAGUAUUAAAGCUUGAAUAUUUACAGAAUUUUCAUACCUUUUGUCCCGAGGAGAUCAAUCUUGCUUCCGAAGGCAACCACAGAGGCACAAACUUUCAUUCUCUUGUCAACCACAAGGUUGAAUUUUCAAGCUUGGCUGAAUUAACAAUCACAAAAAUGGGCAACAUUAAGCAUGUUUGGUGUGGCCACCUUCCUGAUCUAGUACAUCUACAAGGACUUUACAUUCAGUUUUGUCACAUGAUGGAAGAAGUGAUUUCAGUCCAACGUCCAUCAGUAACUACAAUGGAAGAAAGGAUUGUCUUCCUCAAAUUGAAAGAAGUAAUCAUAUUUGGAUUAAACAAGCUCACCUUCUUCUGCAAAGGAAUUGAUCAUGUUGAGUUUCCCCAGCUGAGAGUUUUACGACUUCGUUGGCUAACACAUUUCAGAAAUUUUUGUCCUGAAGAGACUACUGGUCGCACAUCUUCUCUCUUCAAUGACAAGGUCUCAUUUCCUUGUCUUGAGACACUAGAAGUCUCUGAACUUGACAGUGUUGAGCAGUUAUGGUCCAGCAAACUUCCCAUGAGUCAGUUUGGUAAACUAAAAUCUCUUAGAGUAGAGAAAUGUCACAAACUGGUGAAUAUAUUUCCAUCAGAUUUGCAAACAGUAUUUCCUAGUUUGGAGAAGUUAGAAGUGGAGAAGUGUGAUUCUCUCGAACAGGUGUGGGGUUAUACAGAAGAACAAAUCAGAAAGCUGAAAAGUAUAUUUGUCCAUGAGUGUCCAAUGUUGACAAAUUUGUGCUCUUUUUAUACAUUCAAGGGUCUAUCAAAUCUCCAGAUUUUGAAUAUAUCUAGUUGCAAGAUGCUGGAGGAAGUAGUUGGAUAUGAGCACACAUAUGGAAAAAUGAAAGAAGUUCUUUCUCUCAACAAACUAGAAGAACUGAGUCUUGCAUUUCUGCCAAAUCUUAGUUACUUCUCCCAUAACAAAUGUGACAUUGAACUACCAGAACUAACUCAUGUGAAUAUAAAGAGUUGCCAAGAAAUAUACACUUUCUCUAAAAGUUCGGUGACCACACCAAAGCUCAAAUAUGCUGUGGUUGAUGAUCUACGGAGCUGGUUGGGUGAUAAAGAUCUCAACAGUACCAUGCGGCACUUGGCCUCAAGAGGGGCUCAUUAGUGCAGAGUGGCUUAUCAUCACACUUGUGGAUUGCUACUGCAGGUCUUCAAUAUAUAUAUAGUUGGCUACAAUGCACCAAAAACGAUCUGUCUUGAAUUGAAUUCUUUAAUAUAGUUUGCUACAGUUCUUCAAUCUUCACUAAUUUAACUUGUAAGCUUGAAAUUACUUUGACAUUUCUUGAUUUUUUAUUUACUCUCCAUUUACCUAUGAUAUUUUAUUUGAAUUUCCUUUAGUUUCAGUUUGUAAUAUAACAUGAAAAUUCUUCCUAUACAAUUUUUAAUAUGACUUUAACGUUUUAUCUAAAAAUAAAAAUAUGAGUCUUCUUGUUGAUGAA